AUGACUACUACCGCCGCCUUCUCUUCCUGGAAGGAAGUGAAAACCAACGAAGGUUCCAGCAUGGACCUCCGUCGUGUUCUACCCCUUCUAUCCUUUUUCACCACUUCUGAAAUCGAGGAGCAGCUCUCCUCAAAUACCUUCCCUUACCUGAACGAUAACUGCGAGCUUCCGCCUAUCAAAUUCAAAAUUACCGGCGGAAACGUCUCCGUCUACGAUGACGACACUGCCAGUGACGAAGGAUCGACCAACGCUGAUGGUAAUAACUCCAAUAGCGAUGGAGGACAGACCCUCGCUCUUUUUUGGGCCCACGGUCGUAAAGGCAAGAUGUCAAACACUUGCCCCGUCGGCUCACUGUGGCCUGACAACUUUGAGUCUUCGGGGCACGUAUCCGACACUGCACAACGGGGAUACCACAGCCACGACACCAAAGCCUGUACCGUCCUCUACAGGGACGGCCACGGUGUAAACACCUCUAUUUCCACGCGCUUCGCUCACAGAAUCGCCGGUGCGAAAUACUCCCUCGCUAUUUGCCCAUCGUCCACCGGCCUUGCGAACCUUAAUAAGGCGUACAAUUCGAUCGCCAACGCAUUCAAAACUCACAUAGACAAAGACGCCCCCUCUCCAUACGAAUUCAUGUCAAACGGCAUUAGCUCGUACCAUAACAAACUGAAAUUCCGCUCAAAGGUCUUCAUGUUUGCUAACCGAAAGGACGACUACACGGGCGAAAACUUCCCCGACAACUCCGACCUCAAAGAACCAGUCGUCACCGCCCUACUCAAAGGCACCACCUACCGUCGUCGACCCUGGCCCAGGGUUGUCGUUCGUGGCCGCAGCGUCGACCCGGACUCAACAGACGAAGAGGCGAUUUUUGAAGCUGGUUUCCACUCUCUCGAAUACCUGCCAGACGACGUAGUCCUCUCCGUAGCCUUCAACGUUGAAGGCUACAUCAUGGACAGGGAGGGCAAGCGUGCUGGUCUCGAGUGGACGCCUUCGACGAUAAUUGUGCACGGAAGGGUCUCCGACGGUGACACGACCUCCUCACCUGCAAAAAGACCUCGGCACGCCCUUUCUUCGGAUGUUUUGCUGGGAAAAUCACCCGUUAAGAAAACAAAGGGUUGUUCCAUGUCAACUGAAAACCCCGGCGCUUCGCAAUCUUCCUCUUCCUCCGCCGUUUCAAACUCUCACACCGGCCCUUCAAACUCUUCCAUCGCCCCUUCCUCUUCCACGGUCACCUCCAGCGACGUUUUCGAGGAAACUGAGCCCUCGAGGAAGAGCAGUCGCUCAAGAAAAGGGAAAGAGAGGGAAAAUGAUAUUUAA
Messenger RNA from Cryptococcus wingfieldii CBS 7118, 1317 nucleotides. RefSeq lists its product as hypothetical. The record is from RefSeq and is a predicted model, not a curated record. The transcript has 8 exons. Bases 1 to 1317 code for a protein of 438 amino acids. Lineage: Eukaryota; Fungi; Basidiomycota; Tremellomycetes; Tremellales; Cryptococcaceae.